Talpa occidentalis (Iberian mole) is the source of this 4758-nucleotide messenger RNA. It is a transcript of the gene LMAN1, whose product is annotated as lectin, mannose binding 1. Gene Ontology annotation, biological process: endoplasmic reticulum organization; Golgi organization; endoplasmic reticulum to Golgi vesicle-mediated transport. Lineage: Eukaryota; Metazoa; Chordata; Mammalia; Eulipotyphla; Talpidae. The transcript is spliced from 13 exons. Bases 10 to 1566 code for a protein of 518 amino acids. Gene Ontology annotation, cellular component: endoplasmic reticulum membrane; endoplasmic reticulum-Golgi intermediate compartment; Golgi membrane. Gene Ontology annotation, molecular function: D-mannose binding. The record is from RefSeq and is a predicted model, not a curated record.
GAAUCCAAGAUGGCGGGGUCCAGGCGGUGGGGUUCCCGGGCCGGAGCGCGGCCUCUCCUCUGCGCCCUGCUGCUGUCGCUCAGUCGGUUCGUCGGCGGCGACGGCACGGGAGGCGACCCCGCGGCCGCCGGCGGCGCCAGCACCCCGGCCGCGGCGCCCCAUCGCCGCUUCGAGUAUAAAUACAGCUUCAAGGGGCCGCACCUGGUGCAGAGCGACGGGACCGUGCCCUUCUGGGCCCACGCCGGGAAUGCUAUUCCAAGUUCAGAUCAAAUUCGAAUAGCACCAUCUUUAAAAAGCCAAAGAGGAUCAGUGUGGACAAAGACAAAAGCAGCCUUCGAGAACUGGGAAAUCGAGGUCACUUUUCGAGUGACAGGAAGAGGUCGAAUUGGAGCAGAUGGCCUGGCAGUUUGGUAUACAGAAAAUCAAGGCUUGGAUGGUCCUGUGUUUGGAUCAGCUGAUAUGUGGAAUGGUGUUGGAAUAUUUUUUGAUUCUUUUGACAAUGAUGGAAAGAAAAAUAAUCCUGCUAUAGUAAUUAUAGGCAACAAUGGACAAAUCCAUUACGACCAUCAAAAUGAUGGUGCUAAUCAAGCCUUAGCAAGCUGCCAGAGGGACUUUCGAAAUAAACCUUAUCCUGUCCGGGCAAAGAUUACAUAUUACCAGAAAACACUGACAGUAAUGAUCAACAAUGGCUUCACACCAGAUAAAAAUGAUUAUGAAUUUUGUGCCAAAGUGGAAAAUAUGGUUGUCCCAGCCCAAGGGCAUUUUGCAGUAUCUGCUGCAACAGGAGGGCUUGCAGAUGAUCAUGAUGUCCUUUCUUUUCUGACUUUCCAAUUGACUGAGCCUGGAAAAGAACCACCUACAGCAGACAAAGACAUUUCAGAAAAAGAAAAGGAAAAGUAUCAGGAGGAAUUUGAGCACUUUCAACAAGAACUGGAUAAAAAAAAAGAAGAAUUCCAGAAGGACCACCCCGACCUGCAGGGACAUCCAGCGGAUGAAAUAUUUGAGACUGUAGGAGAUCGUGAGCUGAGACAAAUCUUUGAAGGACAGAAUCGUAUUCAUCUGGAAAUCAAGCAGCUGAACCGACAGUUAGAUAUGAUUCUUGACGAACAGAGAAGAUAUGUCACCUCUUUGUCAGAGGAGCUCUCUAAAAGAGGAGCAGGAGUCACAGGGCAGCAGGGACAGAUCUCACAACAAGAACUGAAUACUGUUGUGAAUACUCAGCAUGAAAUUCUGAGACAAGUAAAUGAAAUGAAGAACUCCAUGAGUGAAACCGUCCGGCUGGUCAGCGGCAUCCAGCAUCCGGGCUCCGCCGGGGGCGUCUAUGAGACCACGCAACACUUCAACGACAUCAAAGAGCACCUGCAUGUGGUGAAACGGGACAUAGACCACUUGGUGCAGCGGAGUGUGCCAUCAAAUGAAAGACCGAAAUGCCCAGAACUACCACCAUUUCCAUCAUGUUUAUCUACGAUGCACUUCAUUAUCUUUGUAGUGGUACAAACGCUGUUGUUCAUUGGCUAUAUUAUGUACAAGACUCAGCAAGAAGCAGCUGCCAAAAAAUUCUUUUGACCUCCGUUUUCUUAAGUGUGCAUCAUGUAUGUAUAUACAAAACGUUGUCUUUUUUUUGAGGGAAUUUAAGUAUUUAAAUUGCUUCUGAGUCUAAAUUAUUAAAUUUUGUAUAAAAUUACUGUUUAAACAUUGAUUUGCAGUCAGAAUAAACCUUAAAACAAAGACAACCACAUGUAAAUUUGUGCAUAGUACGUGAAUCUAUUUAAAUUACAGUGAAUUUCUGGCCAGUAGAAUACAUCCACUGACAAGAAUAUUGAUAGACAAGACCGUAAAUAAUUCAAAGUGGGGGCUACCUUUCAGAUCUGAAAGUUACACCUAAAUCUCAGAUGUUGGCCGUUUCUUCAUCUAAUAGAAGCAUACUUGGUCUCCUACCCCUCCUCCCCAAAUACAAGUCUAGCUACAAGCUCCCAUCAUGUUUAUGUUGCAACCAGUUUUUUUAGAGGUCAGAAUUUCCUACUCUAACACCCACUCCUGCAAUCCUUUAAUGCAAUUCCCUUUGAAAUCAAAGAGUAUUUUGUCUGAGAGCUUUAGGAGCGGGAUAAAAAAGCUUCAGAAUGUUUAUUAAAGUAUUUUUUCCUUCUGGUUAUCAAUGAUAUAUAUCACUUUUAAAGGAAAUUUGGGGAGGAAAGAAGCGCUUCAAAAAACAAUUUAGGUGAAAACAUUCCUUUCAUAAUGGUUUUUAUGAGUAUUUGCUUGUUAAUCUGUUCAUUUUUACAGUUGCUUAUAUUCUCAAAUGUUUUUUCAUUCCAAUGGGGUCAGUUCAACAUUAUGAAAAUAAUUUUUGCAUUUAUAUUCAUCACUGAAGGAAUUUAUUUCUCUUAUUUGGGACAAGCGUGUCAUUUCAGCUCGGAGCGCCGCUCUGACCAAAUCUCAUGUUCACCAGUCCUGCUGUGCGCUGCAGCCUGGUUCCACUGCCCCACCCUCCCUGGCCCUGUAUCUCUGCAUACUCUUGUGAAUCAAGGAAGCUGUAGAAGCAGUGUUAAGAUUUAAGACAAAAUUUGAAAAAUGGAAUGAAUACUUCUGAUUUCCUUUUUUUAAUGCUUUUAAAGAUUUUGUGAAGAACUUGCUUGUAAGUUUAACUGGAAAUGUCUCGCUGGAUGGGGUCUUUGUAGUUCAAAGCAUUAUAGAGACAGUCUGCAAAAAGACAUUUUGAAGGGCCAUUUUAAUUUUGUAUUUGAAGCUGAUGUAGACUUAUUUUGGCUGGCUUCAAGAUACUCUUUUACCUAAAGUGCUUAUUUUUUGUCAUGGAGUCCAAAAUAAUACUGUUUUAUAAAAUAGUUCUAUUUCUUUCUUUUAAGCCUUCAUAAAUUUCUCUCAAAUGUCAUUUACAGGUUGGGUUUACUGCCUAGAAUCUAUGCCAAGACUGUGAAGAGUCUAGAGCACCUGACUAGUUCGUGUGUGAGAACAGUUAGCCUCUGUGUCAGCACUUACCCUAGGGCGCUGAGUGAGAAGGUCCCAGGGAGUCCUCACUCUGCUUCAUUCACUUCAGCAUAGCAAAUAUUUCUCCAGUGUUUUCCCUUUGUAGUAUUAACAUUUUGAAAUUCAUGUUUCAGAGACACCAUCAUCACAGAAUUUACUCUUAUCCGUGAAAAAAAAUUAAUACCUCCUGAAGAAUAUUUAAGUUGUAGAGUAUGAAAUUUGGGAAAUCCUCUUGAGAUAAAAGACUGCAAAAUACCCAGUGUUACAAAAAUCCCUGGUCACAUGUGCCUGAACUUACUAGAGGAAUGCCCCAUCUAUGCAGUGUCUUUUCAGGCUAAAUUCAAGAGGAACUGUGGUCAUUCCUGUCACAGUGGAGACAGCUGUUAGGAGAGAGCAUGAGCAGAGAUCUCUUUUCCUUUUUUACUUAGUAAUUUAAUUUGCUUGAAAAUCACUCAGUAAAGCAGUUCACACAGGGCAUUUAUCAUAUUAUUUGAAAUUUUGUUCAUUUUCCUCAAAACCAUUGACUUUAGUUCAUUUCUAAAGAGAAAUGUUUCUGUAGAAAAACCAAUCACUGCCAGGAUUCUUUCAUUUCUGUACUAUUUUGUAUAAUUGAAUUUGUUAACUUCUCACACCAGCAAGUAUUUUACAGGUGCCUUGGAUUAAUACAAAAUUGAUUUUAAAUUUUAGUGUACGUCAUUGUGCUUAUGAUGCCACUUUUAAAAAGAAAUGCAAUUACAUCAUGGAUAAUGCCCACAGUUAAUGUACCAAUUUGUGCUCUGUUUGAAUGUUUUGCUCAUCUUAAACUUUAGGAAGCCACAAACAGUAAAUACUGUGUUGUUAUGUGGUAAAGGGAUGUCACUGUUUCUCACAGUGUGGCCCGUGGAUCAUCUGGGUCAUGGAGUGCUUGUUCAGAAUGCAGAUUCCAGGGCUCCAAUUCAAACUACCUGAAUCAAAAGUCAGGGGCGGGGCUUCAGAAUAGCCCCUUUUCAACAGGCACCUCAGAUGAUUCUGAGCACACCACAGUUUGAGAACCACUAAGAUGAGGAGUGAAAAACCAAAACAAACUAAGUUUUGUUUUGCUGGUUCAAAGCUGAGCUGAGUGCAUAGUAGAACAUUUUCAUUGUCAAUGACGUUAGCAAACGUGCACUGAUUCUUUUAUACUUACACUACUAAAUGUUCUUUUUACUAAAACUCCUGGUUUAUUAGUAGUGACAAACUAAAUCCAGAUUGUGGCCUGUAGCUCUUGGUACUUUGGGCUGAUGGUUUUUAAGCUACGAAAUCAUCUUCACAUCAUGGUCAAGAAGUGAAAAUCCCACCUUCAGGUCGGCCCACAGAAGCCUUUUUGCUUUCCCAAUUGUCAUUUUUGUGACAUUUUUAUCUCAGACACUUGUACUUUUUGAUAACUUGGGGAAAAUAGAAAUUACUUGAAAAAGGGAUUGCCUGACCUGCUGCAUUGCAAAGAUACAAUCUUUGUAAAGGACAGACAUAGCCGUUGUGAAUAUUAAGAUGUGAUUAUCUUUUCUGUCCAUGUGCUUAUCACAAGGAGACAGUGAACAAAUGAUUAUAUUGGGGAUUUUUUUUAUUUAUAAGAUCUAACAAAAUCACCAUUUGCAACUUUUUAGAUCUGUUUGUUGCCUGCUUAAUAUAUUUCUUUUAAAGUCUAAAUGGUUUUCUAUCUACUGUUAAUUUUAAUUAGGUAACAUUUGUCAAGUGUUUUUUUUCUGAUUGUUAUUUGAUGCUAGCUGGAAUUAAAUGACAUUGACCUUCAAAUAA